GUGAGGAGUGUGGGAUGAGCUUCAGGUGGAGCUCCCUCCUGAUCCGCCACCAGAGGAUUCACAGUGGGGACACGCCCCACAAGUGUGAGGAGUGUGGGAAGAGCUUCAGCCACAGCUCCAGCCUGAUCAGCCAUUAGAGGAUCUACAGUGAGUAAAGGCCUUACGAGUGUGGGGAGUGUGGGAAGGGCUUCAGGCACCGUUCCAGCCUGAUCUGCCACCAGAGGAUCCACACUGGAGAGAGGCCCUACGAGUGUUCUAAGUGUGGGAAGAGGUUUCAAACCAGCUCAAAUCUCCUCCAGCACUACAAGACACACACGGAGGAGAGGCCCUACGAGUGUCCUGACUGCAGGAAGGGAUUCAGGCACAACUCCAGCCUGAUCUGUCACCGGCGCGUCCACACUGGGGAAAAGCCCCACGAGUGUGAGGAGUGUGGGAAGAGCUUCCGCCAGAAGUCCCACCUCAUCCUUCACCAAAGGAUCCACACUGGGGAGAGGCCCUACGAGUGUCCUGACUGUGGAAAGGGCUUCAGGGAAAACUCCAACCUGAUCCGUCACCGGCGCGUCCACACUGGGGAAAAGCCCCACGAGUGUGAGGAGUGUGGGAAGAGCUUCCGCCAGAAGUCCCACCUCAUCCUUCACCAAAGGAUCCACACUGGGGAGAGGCCCUACGAGUGUCCUGACUGUGGAAAGGGCUUCAGGGAAAACUCCAACCUGAUCCGUCACCGGCGCGUCCACACUGGGGAAAAGCCCCACGAGUGUGAGGAGUGUGGGAAGAGCUUCCGCCAGAAGGCAACACUGAUCUGCCACCACAUGAUCCACACUGGGGAAAGGCCACACAAGUGUGGGGACUGUGGGAAGGCCUUCAGGCAGCGUUCCAGCCUAAUCAUUCACCAAAGGAUCCACACUGGGGAGAGCCACGAGUGUGAGGAGUGUGGGAAGAGCUUCAGCCACAGCUCCAGCCUGAUCCGCCACCAGAGGAUCCACACUGGGGAGAGGCCCCACGAGUGUGAGGAGUGUGGGAAGAGCUUCAGCAGGAGCUUCCACCUGAUCAACCACCAGAGGAUCCACACUGGGGAGAGGCCCCACGAGUGUGAGGAGUGUGGGAAGAGCUUCGGCCAGAGCUUCCACCUCAUCCGCCACCAAAGGAUCCACACUGGGGAGAGGCCCUACGAGUGUCCUGACUGUGGAAUGGCCUUCAGGCAGAACUCCAGCCUGAUCCGUCA
Molecule: messenger RNA, 1222 nt
Organism: Ficedula albicollis (Collared flycatcher)
Lineage: Eukaryota; Metazoa; Chordata; Aves; Passeriformes; Muscicapidae
Product: zinc finger protein 418-like
Biological process (GO): negative regulation of transcription by RNA polymerase II
Molecular function (GO): DNA-binding transcription repressor activity, RNA polymerase II-specific
Source: RefSeq, a predicted model, not a curated record